ACCCGACACUCAGCAUCGGGGCCCUGCUGCUCAUUCAGAGAAUGAUCUUCCAGAGCAAGAGGAAGAAAUCCUGGGAUCAGAUGACGAUGAACAAGAGGAUCCAAAUGAUUACUGUAAAGGUGGUUAUCACCUUGUGAAAAUAGGAGAUCUCUUUAAUGGACGAUACCAUGUGAUUCGGAAGCUUGGAUGGGGCCACUUCUCCACUGUGUGGCUAGCUUGGGAUAUCCAAGGGAGGAGAUUUGUGGCAAUGAAGGUGGUGAAGAGUGCAGAGCACUACACAGAAACAGCAUUGGAUGAAAUCAAGUUGCUAAAAUCGGUCCGCAACAGUGAUCCAAACGAUCCAAGUAAAGAGAGAGUUGUUCAGUUAUUAGAUGACUUCAAGAUUUCAGGAGUUAAUGGUUCUCAUAUCUGUAUGGUGUUUGAAGUUCUAGGGCAUCAUCUCCUGAAGUGGAUCAUCAAGUCAAAUUAUCAGGGGCUUCCACUCCCUUGCGUCAAAAAGAUCAUCAAACAGGUUCUUCAGGGUCUGGAUUACUUGCACACAAAAUGUCGAAUCAUUCAUACAGAUAUUAAACCUGAGAACAUUCUUCUGUGCGUUAAUGACCAGUAUAUCCGCAGGCUGGCUGCAGAAGCGACAGAGUGGCAGAGAUCUGGGGCUCCCCCACCAUCUGGCUCUGCAGUGAGCACUGCACCACAGCCAAAACCAGCUGACAAAAUGUCAAAGAAUAAAAAAAAGAAGUUGAAAAAGAAGCAGAAACGGCAGGCUGAGUUGUUAGAGAAGCGUAUGCAAGAGAUAGAGGAAAUGGAGAAGGAAGCAAGCCCAGGGCAGACACAGCCUGAAGAGGAGGAAGAAGCUCAGAGCCCUCUGGAAAUGCUCAUAAAAGUUAGUCCACCAGAGGAGAACGUCAGCAAAAAGACAGCUGAAGUUGUUGUACAAGAGCAAUCUAUUCUAAUGGAAAGCAGCGUGGAAAAAUGUGUAACAGAAAUAAAUUGCAAUGGAGUGAUACAAAUGACGGACUUCCCAGACUCCGGCAAUCAAGGGUCUGUGCGACUUGAGGAUGACCUGCAUAAUGCCAAUAACUGUGGCGAUCACCCUCACACACAGAAGGAGAACUUCCAUAGUUGUAAUUACAGUCAGCGUAACGGUGACUCGGAGAACAGGCCUCAAGAAGCAAUGUCGGACUCGUUCGUGCCCUUAGUUUCAGAAGAUUCCAUGGUGUGUCAGCCCACAUCCAACGAAGAGCGAUCAUUCAAUGAGCAGGAGAUUAACCAUUUGCAAGAAAGCAUCCGGACAGAGAUACCUUCAGAGGACGAGAAUGAGAAUAAUAGCCCGUCAGACAACAAAGGAAAAUCAACUGCUGGGAAUUUCCUUCUUAAUCCUCUUGAGCCCAAGAAUGCAGAUAAGCUCAAAGUGAAGAUAGCUGACCUAGGAAAUGCCUGCUGGGUGCACAAGCACUUCACUGAAGACAUCCAGACAAGACAGUACCGAUCCUUGGAGGUGUUGAUAGGAUCGGGGUAUAACACCCCUGCUGACAUCUGGAGCACGGCGUGUAUGGCUUUUGAGUUAGCAACAGGAGACUAUCUGUUUGAGCCUCAUUCUGGGGAAGAUUACUCACGGGAUGAAGAUCACAUUGCAUUGAUCAUAGAACUUCUGGGGAAAAUACCUCGCAAGCUCAUUUUGGCAGGAAAAUAUUCCAAGGAGUUUUUCACCAAAAAAGGUGAUCUGAAGCACAUCACCAAACUGAAGCCCUGGGGCCUUUUUGAAGUCUUGGUGGAAAAGUACGAGUGGUCCCAAGAUGAGGCAGCUGCAUUCACAGACUUCUUAUUACCUAUGUUGGAGCUGAUCCCAGAGAAACGAGCUACAGCAGCAGAGUGUCUCAGGCACCCCUGGCUUAACUCAUAGAGGCUUCAACCCAAUGCCACAGCACUACACUCUGGUUUACAGCAUAGCAUACAUGCAGCCAGCUGCCCCUUCCCAGAUCCGUUUUUUUCCGUGUUCAUUUUCAGUGUGAAGUUCUUCCUUCAAGGCUUCCAAGAUUUUUAGAAAUUCCAAGAAUUUAGAAAUCUAACCUGUUCUGCUGAGUUUGCUUGUGUGACUCAAUGGGGACUCUCCUCAGCCAGUGGGUAUCAUCUGUGUUUUGCCUUGAUUG
This is a messenger RNA of Fulmarus glacialis (Northern fulmar), 2147 nucleotides long. RefSeq names its product SRSF protein kinase 1 (gene SRPK1). The annotation marks the transcript as partial. The record is from RefSeq and is a predicted model, not a curated record. Gene Ontology annotation, molecular function: protein kinase activity; ATP binding. NCBI's taxonomy places the organism in Eukaryota, Metazoa, Chordata, Aves, Procellariiformes, Procellariidae. The transcript is spliced from 14 exons. Gene Ontology annotation, biological process: spliceosomal complex assembly; protein phosphorylation; regulation of mRNA processing.